Messenger RNA from Triticum dicoccoides, 702 nucleotides. RefSeq lists its product as uncharacterized. The transcript is spliced from 2 exons. Bases 64 to 567 code for a protein of 167 amino acids. The record is from RefSeq and is a predicted model, not a curated record. Lineage: Eukaryota; Viridiplantae; Streptophyta; Magnoliopsida; Poales; Poaceae.
CCAUCCGCGCCGCCCGCCGCUCGCCGCCCCGUCCCCAUCUGCGCCGCCCGCCGUCGUCCAGCGAUGGCCCCUGCGGUACUGAUGAGCGCGGCGGCGACAGCCACCCUGAUAUCGACCUACGCCAACUACAUCACGUUGGGCGCAGGCGCUGGAGCCACCGCCGGCACGAUUGGAUGGACGGCGGUCAGCUAUUUCAGGAAGGUGCCGUGCCCUUCGUGCAUGACGAUGGUCAGGCUCCGUGACUACAUCGAUCAUGCCAAGGGGCACACAUUCCAGUGCCCGUCGUGCCAGGAGCACGUCGCAUUCUCUGAUCUGGAGAGGCACGCCCAGAGGCAUGGCUUUCGUUGCCCGGCUUGCUACGAGGAAGUCCAGCUCGCCGACCUCGGCCCUCACCUGGAUCGCCACAGGUACGGCGUCGGCGGUUGGCGUGAGAAUGAGGAGAACAGGUUUAAGGAUUUGGAGGAGAGCGCAAGGCAAGGCGAACACUAUCUGGAAAGGGUGCGGGAGCUGAGCCGCGAAUACGAGCAAAGGAUGCUCAAGAUCCAGCGGUACACCAUCCUAAUUUGAUGGGCGGUGAUGAAUAGAUUUAGAGUGCUCGUGGUCGUGCUCGGAUGGGUUGAACAAACCUGAUGAAGGAUGCGAUGUAUUCUUCUCUUUGUUUUAAAAAAAGAAUUGAGUGCAACGGUUAGUUUGAGUUACUUG